Erigeron canadensis is the source of this 1101-nucleotide messenger RNA. RefSeq names its product endochitinase EP3-like. The record is from RefSeq and is a predicted model, not a curated record. Gene Ontology annotation, biological process: carbohydrate metabolic process; chitin catabolic process; cell wall macromolecule catabolic process. Gene Ontology annotation, molecular function: chitinase activity; chitin binding. The transcript has 2 exons. NCBI's taxonomy places the organism in Eukaryota, Viridiplantae, Streptophyta, Magnoliopsida, Asterales, Asteraceae. The coding region runs from base 45 to 860 and encodes 271 amino acids.
CUUUUCAACCUGCUAUAUUCAAACACACCAUAUAUAUAAUAAAAAUGAAAACAGUCCUCCUCCUUGGAGUAGUCGUACUGUUUACAGCCGAUAUCCUCCUCCCACGACCGGUUGCAUCACAGAAGUGUGGUUGUGCUCCGGACAUGUGUUGUAGCAAGUACGGUUAUUGUGGAACUGAUGACGCUUAUUGUGGGAAAGGUUGUCAAGCCGGUCCGUGUUCUCUUCCAGCUCCUAUAAAUAAUGCCUAUGUCCCUGGUAUAGUGACUAGAGCCUUUUUUAACCGGAUUUUAGUCAAGUCAGCAAGUAACUGUCCCGGGAGAGGUUUUUACACCAGAGACAUUUUUCUUAAAGUCAUCAAAGACUACCCACAGUUUGGUAGAUCCGGUUCGUUUGCUGACUCAAAGCGUGAAAUCGCUGCUUUCUUUGCUCAUGUUACUCAUGAGACUGGACACUUUUGUUAUAUAGAAGAGAUAGAUGGUCCUUCAAAUGAUUAUUGCGAUAAGUCGAACACCCAAUAUCCAUGCAACCCAAAGAAAGGUUACUAUGGGAGAGGCCCGAUUCAACUCUCAUGGAACUACAACUACGGUGCAGCUGGAGAGAGCCUUGGGUUUGACGGGCUCAACAACCCUGAGAUCGUGGCAACAGACCCGGUGGUUUCUUUCAAAACUGCACUGUGGUAUUGGAUGGAGAAUGUUCAUUGGGAUUUUGCUUCUGGUAAAGGAUUUGGAGCCAGCAUUCGAGCCAUCAAUGGGAUGGAAUGUGACGGUGGGAACCCAGCCACCGUGAGCUCUCGUGUCAAGUAUUACACCGAAUAUUGCAGGCAAUUGUGUGUCCCAACAGGCGAUAAUCUUAGGUGCUAAUCUUUGGUUAUACUAUAUAUUCAUCAGAGAACAUGAAAACCAGAGUUACAUUAUGUUCUAUGAAAUUAAAAACUAUCUGUAAUUCAGUAAAAACUUAAAGUAGACUGGUAAUUAAAAUGAUACCCUAAAACAAUACACUCCAAUGAGUAUUAAUCAAGAACAUUAGGUUACAUUCCAAAUUACAAAAUAAAAUAAAAUGUACCAACAAGAACAAGAAUUGCCAUUUUUUGACGUUGUUACA